GCUUAACGGACCACAUACGCCAAACAUACGCCUGCUACCGUUACUCGUGCUAUUUUUACCGAUAAAAGUACCGACACACGCCAUACAUACGCCAUUGUGCCGCAUUGUGCUUACUGUAUCAGAUAGCGCACAAACUGCGCAGGCAUCUCACCAACAUCUCACGCCCCUUUCUUCCUCCUGUUCUUUGAGAGCCCUACUGGAGAUAUGGCAGAGCCAAAGGUUUGGUUCAUUACUGGUGCAUCGUCGGGGUUCGGGAGAUCGAUGACUGAGCUUUUGCUCAACAAGGGCGAUAAAGUCAUAGCGACUCUUCGCCAUCUUGAUGCUCUAUCAGAUUUAUCAGCACAAUUCCCAUCCCAGCUCUUAGUCAUUCAGCUCGACGUGACGAACAGCGCGGAAGUAUCAGCUGCGUUUGCAAGAGCAAAAGAAGCAUUUGGAAGGAUUGAUGUCGUGUUUAAUAAUGCAGGUCAAUGUGUAGCAGGAGAGUUAGAGUCCGUGAGCGAAGAAGAGGCCCGUCAGAUGUUCGAAGUAAAUUUCUGGGGUGCUAUGCAUGUGAGCAAGGAGGCGGUGAAGUUCUUCCGAGAAGUGAACAAGCCAAUUGGUGGGAGAUUGUUGGGAUUGGUAGGCGGCCCUGCAACCGCCUUCUACACACCUGCGUACGCCAAUCCUGACUUGCCCGGUUCCAAGGUUCGGCAAUUCAUGGCGUCGGGCAAUAUCGAUGGAGAUGCAGACAAGGCAGUGGUGGCCAUUGAAAAGUUGACCCACCUUGAUGAUGUUCCUAUGCGCCUGCCACUGCACAGAAAAGUCGACGUGAAUAAAUUUGAAAGUUGGUCUGAAGAUCUUUACCAUUAAAAUCCAUGUAAUGUAGUCAGUAGUCUUGCUACUCGUUCGAAUGCGUUUCGUACACAUUUAUGCAACAAUUUCUCGAUUUUCCCUGUGUAGAGACUGCUGCCUUUCACUUUCAAAGAAUGAUCACAUUAUGUAAGUCGUUCGUCUUCGAAACCAGACG
Messenger RNA from Suillus subalutaceus, 1006 nucleotides. Its product is annotated as NAD(P)-binding protein. The transcript is spliced from 5 exons. Lineage: Eukaryota; Fungi; Basidiomycota; Agaricomycetes; Boletales; Suillaceae. The record is from RefSeq and is a predicted model, not a curated record. Bases 205 to 849 code for a protein of 214 amino acids.